Parascedosporium putredinis is the source of this 1188-nucleotide messenger RNA. The record is from the annotation of a GenBank genome assembly. Lineage: Eukaryota; Fungi; Ascomycota; Sordariomycetes; Microascales; Microascaceae.
AUGACUGCAGGCCAUGAAAGCGCCGCGGCCGCCACCUCCGCCACCGGAGACGACGCAGCCCGCCUCCGGCUGAUCAUCGCCGAAAAGAAGUGGGUAGGCUUCGACCUGGACGACACCCUGCACGAAUUCCGCCGAGCGUCGUCCGCCGCCGCCGGCCAAGUGUUCGACGCCAUCUCGCAACGCCACGCGCUCUCGGUGCCCCAGCUCAAGGCUGCGUAUUCUGAGAUACUCCGGGAAAAGACCGCCGGCGCCUUCGCGGACGGCAAGACCUCGUUCGACUAUCGAAGGAUCCGGUUCUCGGCCCUGUUGGCGCACUUCUCCGUCCAGCCGGACGACGCGUUUCUCGAAACGCUGCUCCAACUCUACGAAAGUGCGCUCACGGCCUCUUUGGAGCUGAAGGCCGGUGCGGUGGGCUUGCUCUCCAAGAUUAAGCGCUCCGGAAGACAGGUAGUCAUCAUUACAGAGGGUCCUCAAGACGCGCAGGAGCGGACGGUGGAAGCCCUGGGGAUCCGUCCAGUCCGAAAUCUGUGCAGAAUGAGCGAAAAACACGCUUGGAAGGUCGAUCUCGUACCCUGGGAUCCCAACUCCGAUGAACACGUAACUAGGCUAUUCGACCAAAGGACUGCCUGCGGCUGGAGGGCGGAUGAGGUGUUGGCGCAGGACCAUCCCGACCGCGACAAGCUCUUGGCGCUGCACUUUGCCGAAUACCCCCAAUGCGGGGCCGGGCUCGGACGCCGACGGGAGCACCGCUCCACCCGAUUGGACACUUGGCCCUCGACUUCCACCCCCAGCGAGGACGAAGCCAUGGGUCUACCGCCGACGGGUGUGACGUGGUUGCAUCAACUCUACGUCUCGUACGCCCUGCAAAAGGGCGGGUUGGGCGCGGCGGCCAUGGCCAACGCCGAGAGGAUCGCGAGGCUGGAGCCCUACAAUGCGUCCAUCAUGGCGCUCGAUACUCUGCAGAAAAAGAUUCAGCUGAGCGAUACUCUCCAAAAGGUCGUUUACGAUGACAGGGGGCUUCCUCGACGAACUGUUGCGAACGAAGACUGGUACCAACGUAUGGGCUACGAGAUAUUUGCUGAAACCAGUGAAGGUUACGUGCUAAAGCACCUCGGAGGUGCUCUUGUCCUCGAGGUCGCGUUUCUCAAAAGAGCUUGUGUUAGGUUGCAGUACAUGCGUUUUCGCUAG